Messenger RNA from Argiope bruennichi, 1236 nucleotides. RefSeq lists its product as uncharacterized. The transcript is spliced from 4 exons. NCBI's taxonomy places the organism in Eukaryota, Metazoa, Arthropoda, Arachnida, Araneae, Araneidae. The record is from RefSeq and is a predicted model, not a curated record. The coding region runs from base 146 to 1168 and encodes 340 amino acids.
UUUCAAUUAAAUGAUCCGUUCUUUCGCAAACGACUCAUCUAUAAUUCAGAACUCGGUUUCUGUCUGGACCCUAAAACAGUCAUCGUGAUAUCGAAUUUCGUCUUCAAUUUUAGCAAAAUUAAUACUUCGAUUUUAAAAUAUCAAAAUGAUUAUUCAAAGUAGUUGGAAAGUAGCAGAUGAUCGACCAAUAUCUGAUGCUGUGGUAUCAUCUGUAGAAUCAGAAAGUGCUGAUCUAGAAGAUGAAAUCAUGGUUGAAAACUGUGUUUUACUAGAGGCACCAGAUAUUGGAGAUGGCAUGUAUCCAACAGUACCAGCUUGUCAAUUGCUAAUAUCAUGCGAGCCGCCUCAUCAGAUAUCUCGCAUAUCUGUACUAUGUGAAGCUCGAGUCAUUGAGAUCUAUGGUCAUCAUGGAGAGUAUUUAAAAACUGUAAAAAAUAUUUUAUUGGAAGAGGCAGAAGAUAUGAUCGUUUUCAGAGGAGAUGUGGUUCUAGAUAGACCAUCUUCUCUUUGUUCUAUUAAGUUCCUAUUACUUAGGAGUCCAAAUGAAAUGUGGCUGUAUGGCAUGAAAAUUCAAACAGCUAAAGUAAUAUCUGAAAUGCAGAAUCAAAUGACAAUACCUUUAGCAUCAGUUGAACAACGAUUAACUCAGAUGGGACUUGUCUUAAGUGAUAAAGCAGAAGCAUUUAAACAACUUGUUCAAAAUUGCCAAAAAUCUCCUAUUGGUGAUCAAGAUAUUAGUGAUAUGAUAGCUAAUUUAGCAAUGCAAAAUCUUGUCAAGAAUAAAUCUCCAUCUCCUGAAAAAAAUCUUCAGAUUUCAAACCUCAUGAAUAGUGUGGCAGAACAACUAGAGAAAAGAGACAGUCAAAAUAAUCUGCAAGACUUAACAGAAGUUAAAAAUAAUAAUUAUGAAUCUUCAAAGAAGCUUAUUUCUACAGCUGUAUCGACUUCACCAGUGAUGUUUGAAAGAGUAUCUGUAUCUGUCCAAACAGAAGAGGAAUACAUUAAUUUAGAAACAAAACUCAAGGAUUUUGUUACUGAGCAGAUACAGGAAAGUAACAAAAAUAUUUGGGAGAAAAUUGACAAAAAAUUUCAAGAAAUGGAAGCAAAAAUUGUUUGUAAACUUGAAGAAAUCGAAUCAUUUGUGAAACCCCAAGGAAUACAAAAUUAGAAUCUUUAUGUUGUGAAAAAUAUUUAUUGUUUUUAUGGAUUGUUAUAAUAAAAUUAUUGUUGGAUGUA